AUGUCCAACUACGACCUCACCCUCUUCGGCGCAACCGGGUACACAGGCAAACUCUGCGCUUCCUUCAUCGCCGAACACUACCCCACAAGCAUCCGCUGGUGUUUGGCAGGACGCUCGGAGGCACGUCUCAGGAGUCUAGCGCGGAGUCUGCAGAGCCGGUUUCCAGAUCGAGUGCAACCGGAAAUCGAAGUCCUGAAUGACUUGGAGGAGAGAAGUGUUGCGCCGCUCAUAGGCAGAACGAAAGUCGUGAUCAAUGGCGUCGGGCCGUUUCAUCGCUUCUCAAGCGGGAUUGUGGGUGCUUGUGCGCGGGUAGGGAGUUGUUAUGUUGAUUUUACGACCGAGACGCUCUGGAUAAAAGAGCUGAUUGAGCGGUUUGAGGAUGUGGCGAGGGAGAGCGGUGCGAUUCUCAUACCGGGUAUCUCGCCAACCGCACCGGCGGAUCUCAUUGCAUGGUUGAUAGCGAAACAGAUCAGAGAACGAUAUUCGACUGGGCCAGAGGAGAUUGUCGCUACGGGGAAACUGGACAUCAAGGCAAUGAGUGCCGGCUCCCUCACGACCGUCCUCGACAGCCUGGAGACAUGGGGACCUGGGUGGUAUAUCUCUGGAAACUCCUGGGUUCUCUCGGAUCCAGCGCAAAAGCCCAAGCCCAAGCCCAAGCCAUCUCUCGUCUCACGACUAUUCGGUUACCGCCAUGUCCCGAUUCUCGGUCCCCUGUCAACAUCCUUCACCGGCCCCGGCAACGCUUCGAUGGUGCACCGCAGCGCAUCUCAAGACCCUGAGCUAUACGGACAGAACUUCCACUAUGAGGAGUACCUCCCUGCGGCUGGCUUGAGAUCCGCAUGCUUAAUCCAUCUAAUCACAAAAGCUGCAAUUCUUCUGAUUUCCAUCCCGCUUGUGAGGUCGAUGCUGAGAUGGUUCGUUGACCCGACUAAGUCUCUUCCGGGUCAGGACGAGUUGAGGCGUCUUGAGAGUGCGGAGUACCGUGCUGUUGGGUUUAUCGCUAAAAAGGGUCAAGACAAAGUCCCAGUGGUGCAGGCGAGCUUUGUCCGACAGGGCGCGCUGUAUGAGUUCACGGCGUUGCUGGCGUGCGUUGGGGCGAAGGUUUUACUUGGUGAGAGAGCUGGGUUGGAGAGAGCUGGGAAGGGUGGGUUCUUUACGCCGUCGUCGUUGGGGAUGGAGUACGUGGAGGGGCUGAGGGAGGCUGGAGUUAAGAUCAGAGGCUAUACACGGAACUCCGGGCUCGGUGGGGACACUGCAUCCAUGCAUGAAACACUGCUUGCCCAGGUGUAUAAAGUCCGCUUGGAUGCUCUUUCAUUCUCCCUCAAUCUAUCUGAAUCAAGCGAUUUGUCUGCCUUCUAUCUCCUCUCACAACUUUCACCCGCUAUGCCCCUCGACAUCUCCUCCGAGAAACUCCUCAUCACCGGUGUCUCCGGCUACAUCGGCUUCAAAACCCUGCUCAUCGCGCUCGGAAGAGGGUACACUGUCCGCGCCCUCGUCCGCAAAGAGAGCCAUGUCCUCGAUCUGCAGAACAAAUCCCCCACCGUCAUCGCACCCGCUCUGAAAUCCAGCCAGCUCGAAUUCGCCGUCGUCCCGGACUUCCUCGCACCAGAUGCGAUAUUCAACGUCCUGCACGGAAUAACAGCAGUAAUCCAUCUCGCGAGCCCGCUAGCCGUCCAGACAACGAACUACGACGACGAUAUCAUUCAGCCCGCGAUCUCCAUGGUCACGACGUUCCUGGAAGCCGCCACGAGAGUCCCCAGUGUGAAACGGGUGGUCAUUACGUCGUCGUGCGUGACGCUCAUCCCGUUCGAGUGGAAUAUGCAUCCUGAUACGGAGCGGGUUUAUACACCAAACGACCUAAACCCAGCCCUGGACACCACCCCAUCAUCCCCCAUGGAAGCCUACUGGCUCAGCAAGGGUCUAGCGCGACGCGCAACGCACGACUUUGUUACAAAGAACAAGCCGCACUUCGACGUCGUAAAUCUCCUCGCAGGCGUCGUAGUCGGGCCAGACGACCGGUUGCUCCCGUCGAGUUCCAACGAACAGCCUGCAUCUGCGCUCCUCGACGGAACGCGCGCGUCUGUGCUUGCGCCCGCUCUGACAACCGAUCUCUCCUCGCCGUUCCCGUACGUCGCGGUGCCGGUGCAUGUUGGCGAUGUGGCGAGGGCGCAUGUUGACGCGGUGGACUGUGGCAAGGUGCGGGGGGGUAGCGAGUUUAUUCUUGCGAGUGAUACGGAUAACCAGGCGGGGAAGGAGGUCGAGUGGGAUCGGGAUGUGAGGGGUGUUGCGAGGAGGUACUUUGGCAGGGAGGUUGAGAGGGGUGUUUUGCCGUGUCGGGGGAGUCUGGAGACUAUCAGGUGGAGGCUGGAUGCGAGGGAGACGGAGAGAGUGUUUGGGUGGAGGCUUACGGGGUUUGAGGAGACGGUGAGGCAGUUGAUUGCGCAGUAUUUGGAGUUGAGGGGGCUUGAGGAGUAG
Molecule: messenger RNA, 2475 nt
Organism: Aspergillus mulundensis
Lineage: Eukaryota; Fungi; Ascomycota; Eurotiomycetes; Eurotiales; Aspergillaceae
Exons: 8
Coding region: 1-2475 (824 amino acids)
Biological process (GO): glycolipid biosynthetic process
Cellular component (GO): lipid droplet; mitochondrion; plasma membrane
Source: RefSeq, a predicted model, not a curated record